This is a messenger RNA of Calidris pugnax (ruff), 2983 nucleotides long. RefSeq names its product toll-like receptor 1. Gene Ontology annotation, cellular component: membrane. NCBI's taxonomy places the organism in Eukaryota, Metazoa, Chordata, Aves, Charadriiformes, Scolopacidae. Gene Ontology annotation, molecular function: Toll-like receptor 2 binding; transmembrane signaling receptor activity; lipopeptide binding. Bases 951 to 2912 code for a protein of 653 amino acids. The record is from RefSeq and is a predicted model, not a curated record. Gene Ontology annotation, biological process: cellular response to bacterial lipopeptide; toll-like receptor signaling pathway; inflammatory response. The transcript has 3 exons.
CAUUCCUCGUUGUCUCUGAGGCGGCCGCCUUGGUGCGGAGGGGCUGGGGGCCGGGACAGCAGAGCGGAGCCGCCGCCGGGAGCCCGCCCGGCCGCCAUUAUCCCCCCCCUCGCCUCAUGGCCCCCAGGUGCCGGCGGCCGGGGCGGGCUGAAAGGCGUCGGUCGCCGAGGCGGCAAAAAUGGGUGAAUUUGCCACCGCUGACGUGAAAACCUUCACACCGAGGCGUUUUGCUGAGUCCAGUCACGGAGCUGACGUGAAAUGACUUGAGGUUGAGCUUUCCAGGUGCCACUUUCCACCGCAGGUAUACCUGUGUUUAGCGGAAAUGCCGCUAAAAUAAACUGGGGUGUGUGUGUACACCUAUUUCCAGUAAAUUCACCUCAGGGCCGGGCGCUGAAAUCCGGCUGGGUCUUGCCCAACAACCGGUGGUUGGUGUCUCUGAAUUCCCCAUGCCCUUUCCUCUUUUUGCCGCUUGGUUUGAAGGCCAAGCACCCUCUUCUUUUUUUGCUGUGGUAAAUAAAAGGCGGUCUGGCGAUUUCAUCACAGCAUCCUUUCCGUCUUCCUUUGCUUGAAGCAAGAAAUGGCUGUUUCCGAGGGGAAAUGAAAUAAUAGAUGUUGUGGUUGAGUGGCUGAGGAGAGCUGCUCCAGCAGGUCACAAAAUGAAGCCCUAGUCCUCAAAACUGUGCUCCACAAACACAGAUCAUGCUAUGUGCCGGGCAAAAAGUCUCCGAAGUUUCCCAUUAAGUGUGUAGGUGGAAGUGGAGAACUCUAUCAGUGGCCAGCUUAUCUUGUCACUUAAUUGAAGAGAGAACUCUGCAAUGAGAGUCUCUAAUUUACCAUCGUUAUUACGUGUUAACGUACGCCUGGUUCUGUAUUCAUUGGAGUAAUAGGAUUAGACCAAAGGUGGACAGAGAAGAAAAGCAUUGAGCAUCUCCAAGGAACCAGAAACCAGUAUGGCAUCAAAACUGAGAUCUCUCAGAAAGGUUUUUCUUUACGAGUGUCUGUUUGCAUUAACUUUUUGGAACCUGGUCAGCCUGUCUGUGGGACAGGAACUCUUUAUGUCUGUUUCUAACAAUUUUUCAGAAGAUGGUUCUGACAAAGGAGUUGGGGGCCCGCCACUCCUGCAUACAAAUAAUCGCCAGUCCAAACCCAAUUUUGACUGGGUUGUGGUAGAAAAUACUACAGAAAGCCUGUCGUUGUCAGAAAUCACAAAUAACAAUGUAAACGAUUUAAUAGCUUUAUUAUCUAAUUUCAGGCCAGGCUCCAGGUUACACAAUCUGACGCUGACAAACGUGUCAGUGGACUGGACUGCUCUUAUUGAUGUUUUGCAGACUGUGUGGCACUCCUCUGUCGAAUACCUCAAUCUUAACAGCGUAACACAACUAUCAGACAUCAUUGAGAUUGAUUUUGACUAUUCGGGUACCUCUAUGAAAGCACUGACAAUGAAGAAAGUUUCAAUCACGGAUCUGUACUUCAUGCAGAAUGACCUAUACAAAAUAUUUGCAGACAUGAAUAUCGAAGCCCUGACAAUAUCUGAAUCAGAGAUGAUCCAUAUGCUGUGUCCUUCGUCAAACAGUGCCUUCAGAUACUUAAAUUUUUUAAAGAACGAUUUAACAGAUUUUCUUUUUCAAAGUUGCAAAAAAUUAGUUAAACUGGAGACGUUAAUCUUGCAGAAGAAUAAAUUUGAGAGCCUUUCCAAAGUCAGCUUCAUGACCAGCCGUAUGAAAUUGCUCAAAUACUUGGACAUGAGCAGCAACUUGCUGAGCUACGAGGGGCCUGCUGAGCGGUGCCGCUGGGCCGAGUCCCUCUCGGAGCUGGACCUGUCCUCCAACCAGCUGACGGAUGCCGUGUUUGAGUGCUUGCCAGUCAACGUGCAGAAGCUGGAGCUGCAGAACAACCAGAUCAGCAGUGUCCCCAGGGGGAUGGCGGAGCUGAAGUCCUUGAGAGAGCUGAACCUGGCGUCCAACCGCCUGGCUGACCUGCCGGGCUGCGGGGGCUUCCCGUCGCUGGCCUUCCUGAACGUGGAGAUGAACGUGAUCCUCACCCCGUUGGUGGACUUCUUCCAGAGCUGCCCGCGGGUGAGGGAGCUGCAGGGCGGGCACAACCCCUUCAAGUGCUCCUGUGAGCUGCAGGCCUUUGUGCGGCUGGAGAGGCGCUCUGGGGGGAAGCUGUUUGGCUGGCCGGGGGCCUACGUGUGCGAGUACCCGGAGGAGCUGCGAGGAAGGCUCCUGGAGGACUUCCACCUGGCCGAGCUGGCCUGCAACACCACGCUCCUGCUGGUGACGGCUCUGGUGGUGACGCUGGCGCUGGUGGCCGUGGUGGCCUUUCUGUGCGUCUACCUGGACGUGCCGUGGUACGCGCGGAUGACGUGGCAGUGGACGCAGACGAAGCGGAGAGCUCGGCACCAGCAGCCCCAGGAGCAGGAGGGGGCUCUGCAGUUCCACGCCUUCGUGUCCUACAGCGAGCGGGACGCGGCGUGGGUGAAGGAGGAGCUGAUGCCCAACCUGGAGAGGGGGGAGGGCCGCGUCCAGCUGUGCCAGCACGAGAGGAACUUCAUCCCCGGCAAGAGCAUCGUGGAGAACAUCAUCACCUGCAUCGAGAAGAGCUACAGGUCCAUCUUUGUGCUGUCUCCCAACUUUGUGCAGAGCGAGUGGUGUCACUACGAGCUGUACUUUGCCCACCACAAGCUCUUCAGCGAGACUUCCAACAGCUUAAUCCUCAUUUUGCUGGAGCCCAUCCCUCCGUACGUGAUCCCCGCCAGGUACCACAAGCUGAAGGCUCUGAUGGCCAAGCGAACCUACCUGGAGUGGCCCAAGGAGAGGAGCAAGCAGCCCCUUUUCUGGGCCAACCUGCGGGCAGCCAUUAACGUGAAGCUGCCAGUGGCUGAUGGACAGAGGUGUGGGGAAACAGAUUAGGAAUCUUGCUCAUGGAGUUUCUUCUGCUUUUUUUUAUUCUGGGUGAAGCAAUAAAUGCUUUAUCAUUUCCA